UAGGCAUUGCUCAACCGACGCUGCCUGCAAUGCCCCCGUUGCCGAGUGCAAUAAGUAUUUGAUCAAGCCCCAUCCCGGACGACUGUCUGUGCAAAGCUCGCUUGUCGUUGUCUGCUCCGUCUCUUCUUCGGUGGUGAAGCAAAACUCUCCUGCUGCGUACUUGACCAGUAAGGGUACCGGCUCAGGCAACUUGUUCCCAAGUUCUACUGUGUCAUACCAGGGGUAUUCCUUCAUCUCUUCGCAUCUCUCUAUACGCAAAGCUUGUUGCUGCUGCUUCUGUUGCUUGCUGCUUCUCGCAACCCAUUCGCUCAAACAACCCAAUUCAGUUUUACUCAUCGUUCCCAAAACGCACAUCAGCCAUGGCUCACCAACAUCAGCACCACCGCUUUGACGACGCAGCCUCCGUAUCGAGUUACUCAUCCGGGAGCUCCUCCCGGUCGUCCUCCCGAUCAUCCUCUAGCUCGGGCGGUUCCAAAAAGUCCAGGUCGUCCCAGAUAUCCCACUCCAACAUCAAGAGCGAUCACUGGACCGUCUCCUUUAUGAAGUGGACGACGGGCGCUCCCCCCGGAAAGCAAUUGGCCCUGCGAAAAACUAAAGUCUGCGACUACGAAGAGGACUGGGACUACGACGACGGCGGCGGCAGCGUGUACAGCGACGCGUCGUAUAUUUCCUACGCCUGGGUCAGUCCCAAAUGGGACGACAGCAUCUCCGAGAUCGCCUCCCGCUCUAGUAGCCGAUCGAGCGGUCGGCUCCGGAGGGAGCAGCGAGGUUCGGGCGGAGGCCGGCAUCGGUUCCCAGUGCCGCCGGUGUCGUAUCAGCCUCCUCCCCCUCCCCCUCCUCCGUUCAACCACCCGCCGCCUCCGCCUCCACCCGGUAUGGCUCCCGGACCUGGCUUUCCCAUGUACGAUGAUGAGCCUGCCUUUUUCGAUGUGGAUCCGGGGUAUCACCAGCCUCCUCCCGCGGCAGCCUUCGGCGGCGGUGGGGGUGGUGAUCCCGGGUUUGUGGAUCUUAAUGCCGGAGGCGGUGGUGGUCCUCACUUCCCUGGCAACCCUGGCAAAUACGACGAUUGGGCAGAUUGAGUCUGUUGUCCCUAGUCUCUGAGUCUCCGAGAGACUGUGUGUUCUUUCUUACUUGGUCACGAUUAUUGUACGGACAUACGGGCAGGCGGUUUGUUCCUUUUUAUUUUCUGGGCUUCGAUUAAUGAUCGAUGUUGGCGUUCGACAACAAAAACACACUCACACACAUACAAACUACGAGGCUCCCCUUCCCCUCCGAUUGUACCCAG
Molecule: messenger RNA, 1285 nt
Organism: Colletotrichum scovillei
Lineage: Eukaryota; Fungi; Ascomycota; Sordariomycetes; Glomerellales; Glomerellaceae
Exons: 1
Coding region: 360-1079 (239 amino acids)
Source: RefSeq, a predicted model, not a curated record